GAACGUGCCGGGCCGGCGCACGCGUGGCUCGCUGGAAGGUUCCAGCAGUGAGAAGCCGGUGCUUCCAUGGCCGGUUACAUCCAUGUCCCUCUUGCGGCCCCCGCAGUCCCCAGGCUUCACGUCAGCGUGGAUGAACAGGACAUGGAAACUGGCUCUUUGCGGCUCAUGAAAGAACUGAGGCCGCACUGGGACCCGGCUCAGAUCAGGCUGAAGGUGUUCACAGAUGGUAUCACGAAUAAACUUGUUGCUUGUUACGUUAGUGAUUCAUCAGAUGAUGCAGUUUUGGUGAGGGUGUAUGGCAACAAGACAGACUUGUUUGUUGAUCGUGAAAAUGAAGUGAAGAGCUUUCACGUCUUGCAUGCUCAUGGCUGUGCGCCACAACUGUACUGCACCUUUCAGAAUGGGCUGUGUUAUAAAUUUAUGGAAGGCGUUGCAUUGGAUCCAGAACAUGUCAGGAAUCCAUCCAUUUUCAGGCUUAUAACCAGACAACUAGCAAAGAUUCAUUCCAUUCAUGCGCAUAAUGGCUGGAAUCCCAAGCCAAAUCUAUGGUCAAAGCUGGAAAAAUACUUCAGUCUUGUUACCACUGAAUUUGCAGAUGAACGUUUGCAGGCAAGGUUCACGAUGCAAGUCCCUCGUCUUCAUGAACUUAAACAGGAAUUGGCAUGGAUGAAGGAACACCUGUCUAGCCUUGGCUCCCCAGUAGUGCUGUGCCACAAUGAUUUAUUGUCUAAAAAUAUUAUCUAUAAUGAAAUACAAGGUUGCGUAAGAUUCAUUGAUUAUGAAUAUGCAGGCUAUAACUACCAGGCUUUUGAUAUUGGGAACCAUUUCAAUGAAUUUGCAGGUGUAAAUGAAGUUGAUUACAGUUUGUACCCAGACAAAAAUGUCCAAUUACUUUGGCUGAAAUGCUAUCUUGAAGCUUUGAAAGAGUGUCAAGGAAAUACUGCAGAAGUAACUGAUAAGGAAGUGGAAGUACUUUAUUUACAAGUUAAUGUAUUUACACUGGCUUCCCAUUUCUUCUGGGGUCUUUGGGCACUGAUCCAGGCGAGGUAUUCGACAAUUGACUUUGAUUUUUUGGGGUAUGCUUCUGUGCGAUUCUGCCAAUAUUUCAAAAUGAAGCCAGAAGUUACAAACCUAAAACUUCCUGAAUGACAGCAGCUUUACCAUUACUGAAGAGAAAACAGGCUGAAUGAAUUGAGUAUGUUACAAAGUACCGGAAUUCUAUUGCUUUCUAGAACAUCAUGUCAUUAUAUUAAAACUAGAUAACAAUCAGCCAAAAAUUAUAGUUUAUGGCAUACUUUAGUAAUUUGACACUAAUUAUGCCACUUAAUUAUGCUUGAAGGCAAUAUUGGUAAGGAUAUUCUACAUUUUUAGUGGAAAACACCAUUUCACUGCAACUAAAAAUUUUCUUCAUCUACAGUUCCACUGCCACUAUCUGUGCUGAGGCACAACCAUGAAGCAAUUACAUGCUUCAACAGAUUGUGAAAAUCUUCACCAGUGCUGCCGUGCCUUGCACAAAAGCCCUGUUCACAGCUGGGCAUGGUUUCCUCUUCCAGCUAGUGCAAUAAGUAUUGUGAGAUCUAAAGGUACAGGGGGAAAGAAUGUUCUCAGUGAGUAAUAGUUUGUGUUUCUGUUAUUGGAAAAAUUUGAUUUAAAUACUCAGAUGUUAGCUGGCUCAAGACCCUAACCUUCGGUUGUCUAAUUUGCACAUAUGGUUGCUAGAGUUAUUUUUAGAUGACUCUUGUGACCCAGCAGCAGCUGAGGUAAUAUGCAGAUCUUCCAACCCAUCAAGAAUUGAAUAUAGGAGGACACAUGUCAAGGAUAUUUUAUAAGCGUAUUUACAUUUAUAUAUAAAAGAAAUUGGACAUGCUCAACAAGUCAAGCAGCAUUUGUGGAGAGAGAAAAGGCUAAUGUUUCAGCUCACUGCUCUUUACUCAAAACUAAUUUGGUUACAAGCAAAUUCCAUUUACUUUCCCCAUUUCUCUCCUUGUCUUCCAAUUCAGUAUUAUUUUUUAACUUUGUCCCAUCUUCAACUAUCUUGUUGAUUUACGUUGGCCCCUGGUCCUGGAACACUUCAACAUUAAAAUAUUUUGAAUUGUUUUUCUGCAAAUUUGUGCAUCCCCCACUUCUUUCACCUUACUGUUGACAACUGUACCUUCAAGCAUCUAGGCUGUUAAGUAGUUAUAAACUUCAAACUCUGUUGCACUUCGCAGGAAUAAAAAUUUACAACUUUGUUUUUCCAGUGAGUCUAGGUGUACUAAGGCAUCAAUCAGUAAAUUGCAAAUUUGGGGUGACUUCAACACCGUAUUAGGACGGGUACAGUCAGUGAUUUAGCAGCUUCUGGAUAUCAGUGUUUAACUUAGCACGUGCAAACUUUAAUAGCUGUUAAUUUCAGGAGAGUAACGACAGCAAAUUCCAACAGCUUUCCUGUCAUUCCUGCUGCAAAAUGCCAGCCAUGAUGAAUUUAACUGGAAAUGCUAACCUUAAAUCCAUACUGCAAUAGCUAAAGACAAUACCUUAGCUCUGAAGAAUUACUGGUUAUAAUGCAACAAACUAUGUUCAUCUUCCAUUCCUUUAAAUGUAAGCAUUGUAUUAAUGGAGACGAUAAAAAGAAACGCAUUGCAGCAAUUCUUGUAUUCUUCAUUUUAUGUAAAGUACCUUCUGUCAAUGGUGUAAGGCUUUGGGGUUAAAUUGUUAAUUAAGCUUGAUCACAAUUUCAUCUUUAAACUUUGUAAUUUCUUUCCAUUAAAACGGUCUCUUAUUUCAAGCAUAUUUUCAUUUGUGUAACUCUGAUUGUGAAGUAAUGCUGAACAAUUUAUUUAACUUGUGUCAUCCUUGGAAAAGGGAAUUUGUGAUUUGACCAGAACAGUUGCUCACUGUUUGCACUUGAACCAAAAAAUGUUUGCCUAAAUUUGGUAAAGGGUUUUAAAUUCUUUGUAUGAAUAAUGAACUAUUAAGAAUUAAGCUGCAUAAAUUCAUGCGCUCAGCCAAACCUGUACUGAGAAUUAAAUGGUAUGCAGAAUGUAAAAUUAAUUUAUAUAUUGUAAAAGAAUGUCACUUGUCUCUCUGUUCUCUGGUGAUGUGCAGCAGCUUUGUUUAAAAUUUAGAGAUGAUUGAAGUAAAACCAAAUACCGUUUUGAGCUUACAAACUUCCAGUUUAAUUCCUGCAUUUAUGUUCCAUGAAUUGGUCAGAAUGGGUAUGUAAUCACUAUAAUUAAUAUGAAGAAACUGCUACAAACAAAAAAUAAGUUCUAAUGAAGUAGACAUAGGUUCUCUAUUUCUCGGGAAAAUAUCAGCGUAGAUAUAAAAUGGAAGCUUUCUCCCUGUUGUAAAAUGUUGGUCUUUCAGUCAAACAUGACAAGACUGAUCUAUUUUCUAAUUCAAUAGACUGACUUCAUAAGCCACAUAUUUUUCCCAUUUAUUCCACAUAGUUCAAUGAUGGUCUGUCAGUCUUGUAUAUAGACAUAUACAAUGGGGGUAAUUUUUAAAUUACACUUUUUAUGCAAAGUUUAUUAAUGCAUUGCACAACAUCAGCCUGGAUUGUUUUCUUGCAAUAGCAGCAAAUCUUGCUUAAAAUCUGUUGCAUUUCUCUACAUGAUGCCUUUCAUCUAAAAUGGAAAAGUUAAAGGUUAACUUUUGUCCCCAGUAUUUCCUGCACUUGCUUUGAACAGUUCAGUUUUAAAAUGAACUCGUGCAAAUUAAAAUAAGCAAAGAAAAUUAAUAUUGUACCUAGCUAGGAUACUUCCAGUAUUGCAUUUUAUAGCAUGUAUCUACUACCCACAUAUUUGUGGAGGUACCUAUUGUUUCCCAAAUUCAGCAGUCCUCGCUUUCUUAAAUCUAACUUAACUGCUUUUGGAGGUCUGUGUGUGUCUAUACCCAAUUAUUUUUAUUUAAUGAGAAUCCACUAUUGGAGACUAUAUAAUACAUCAGUGGAGGCUAAUUUGAGUGAUGAUGAGAACAUGUUCUAUCACAUUAAAGUUGGAGGAUCUGAUUUUUGUGGCCUACAGCACUGAAAUUAACUAUCAAAAGUGAAGUUGUAUAAUGUUUCCUAAGAUGGCUUCAAAGAAACUAAUAUAUUUUGUGGAAGUGAUGUAAACAUUGUGUAGAUUUAUGACCCUGUAAGAUACAUUGUGCAUCAAUCUGCUGAAAAUAGGAUAUAGUUAGAUUAUGACAGAUGCAACUGUCCAAGUUGUUUCAAUCAGCAUCUUCUUUCAAGUGUCACAUAACGAAAAUUUUAAACAUCUCAGCUGAUGCAAGACACUUCAAGGCUGUUGCAUUAAAGUAUUCAUUUGGUGCAGACAACGGGAAUUAUUUGACCAGCUAUCCAAUUAAUUGCAGGCUUCCUGAGGUGCAGUGGCAGUAUCCCUAUCCCUGAGUUGAGGAAGCCCACAUUAAGAACCACCUGCACUAAAGAUGUGUCAUAGCAUCUCCUGAACAGUUUCAUCAGUCAAUAUCUCCAAUUAGUCUCAACCCUGUGCUGUUUCCUGACAGACACCACCCUUUUUCCCCCUAAAAAAGGUUGCUAUUGAAUAUAUGCCCACUUAAUUGUUCAAUAGUGAUAUUCCAGGUAAUUGCAAUUUGAACAUAGGAAUCAUCCUCCUCCCCUGUAGCAGUUCUAUCAAGGAUUGAGAUAUUUUAGUUUUUGUAUUAUCAUGUAAUGGGGAGUUCAUUUAAACAUGAGCUUAUUUUAGGUAACAUUCGCAAGAAUUUGAUGCUUCUGUAAUAACUAUACAACGUAAUGUAAAUUAAUCACCAAACGUGAGCCACAUAUAACAUAUAAAGAAGAUUUGUGCCAG
Messenger RNA from Stegostoma tigrinum, 4793 nucleotides. It is a transcript of the gene etnk1, whose product is annotated as ethanolamine kinase 1. Gene Ontology annotation, biological process: phosphatidylethanolamine biosynthetic process. The coding region runs from base 67 to 1149 and encodes 360 amino acids. Gene Ontology annotation, cellular component: cytoplasm. The transcript has 8 exons. The record is from RefSeq and is a predicted model, not a curated record. NCBI's taxonomy places the organism in Eukaryota, Metazoa, Chordata, Chondrichthyes, Orectolobiformes, Stegostomatidae. Gene Ontology annotation, molecular function: ethanolamine kinase activity.